Molecule: messenger RNA, 1858 nt
Organism: Aspergillus ibericus CBS 121593
Lineage: Eukaryota; Fungi; Ascomycota; Eurotiomycetes; Eurotiales; Aspergillaceae
Product: pex2/pex10/pex12 family protein
Exons: 4
Coding region: 209-1666 (485 amino acids)
Biological process (GO): protein import into peroxisome matrix
Cellular component (GO): peroxisomal membrane
Molecular function (GO): zinc ion binding
Source: RefSeq, a predicted model, not a curated record
AUAUCGAAGGCUGACAAUGACUUCCUCAAAUCCCCGGUCUUGUACGGAGUAGAGUCUCCAUGACGUUCCCAUUCCGAACGGGGAACCGAGCGAGCUGGAACGAUCAACGUUCCUACUAUGAUUGUCGACGGUGCGACCCUGGGCUGUCGCCUUCACCUUCAACAACUUGUCCACCCUUUUAGUCCGCCACUCUAAUGAUGAUGCAACGAUGAGUUCGACAAACUUUGCCGCUGCUCAGGAGAGGGUUCUGGAGCGUCGCCGUCUCCGCGAAGCCGAAGCUCGCGCCAGGCUUGCGGAGCAGCAACGGACCUCGCCGCUCAAUCAUCCCACUUUCCAAAGACUUCCAUACCCUCUAAACAAAUUACCCCAGUCAGGCUUUUCGCUAUGGAACACUAUAAGGGGCCGUGAAGGUAUCAGGCCCGCUUAUCGCGUGGGUCAGGUUGAUGCCGAAUUGCUGGAUGAAGAACUACUGGGGCUGCUGAAAGGACAGGUUGGGGAUGCAUUGAAAUAUUUUGGGCCUCAACUGCGCGAAGACUGGUCCCAUGAGAUUCAGUUCACCCUCCGUGCGAUCCUAUUCAAGCUCUCAAUAUGGGACCACAAUGCCUCUUAUGGUGCGGCAUUACAGAACCUGAAAUACAUCGAUAGCCGCAGCAAAGGGCUUGUUCAUUCGGCUCCGACAAAGUGGCAAAAAUCUUUGUAUGGGUUGCUUACUGUCGGUGGCCGCUACGCUUGGGGCAAGUGGGAAAGCUGGCUGAUCAAUCAAGAGAGUGGCUACGAAGAACCCUCCCAAGAAGUGCGAAUGUUGGCACGCAUGACAGAUCUUGUCUCCGCAACUCAUUCGAUCGCCGCCUUCGUCUCCUUCCUUGUGUUCUUAGUGAACGGCCGAUACCGGACCUUAGCCGACCGUCUCCUUCGCAUGCGUCUUCUUCCACCUUCUGCCCAGGCGAGUCGUGAAGUGUCAUUUGAGUAUCUGAAUCGUCAAUUGGUAUGGCACGCGAUGACAGAAUUUCUCCUCUUCCUGCUACCGCUCGUUGGGAUUAGCCGGUGGCGUCGAUGGCUCUCCAGACUGUGGCGGAAGACAUUGUCCACUCUCAAAGCCGGCAGCGAGGAUGACGAACAGACUGGAAAGCAGGGGGAGCUGGCAUUCCUUCCAGAGAGGACCUGCGCUAUAUGUUAUAAAGAAAACAAUCCCACAUCCACGACAGAGGGCGAGGCAAUAGCCGCGUCAGCUUCGUCGGGCGGAAUUGUCGGGUCAGCCCAGACCGAUAUAACGAAUCCCUAUGAAACGAUACCUUGCGGUUGUAUAUACUGCUUUGUCUGUAUUGUGCAGAAGCUGGAAGGGGAAGAAGGGGAGGGCUGGGUCUGUCUACGCUGCGGCGAGAUUGUGAAGAAAUGCAAACCCUGGAAUGGCGAUGUACUCGAAGAGACGCGCCCGCAGUCAAGCUCGGGGAAGAUGGUGGGAUUCGCUGUAGAUGGGGUGGCCAGCCCCGCUGAAAGCACCGUGGAGGGACAGGAGCCUGAAGGUCACGCUGGGAAGACAAGCCCAUUGCAGGAGUCAAUAUCGGAUGGGAUGCUGCACCACUCAAGUCAAUGGUCUACCAUUGAGAAGGACUCGGUUGAAGAAGUGUCUGAUAGAGAGGCAGAGGCGGCUGGGUCAGCACAGUAGAGACCCGAUGCCCUAUCAGGUGCUGCAAGGUAUAAAGGCAUUGGCGUAUAGCCAGUUGCAUCUGUUGAUGUUCCUUUGUAUUAUGCUCCUUGAUGCAUAUGUGAUGACGGCAUGUAUUGUUUGUGGUCGGUUCCGAUGGAAGAUACCCAGCAUUUUACGCUCCUCUUGCCUGUGGCUAUGAAACAAUGCAAU